Molecule: messenger RNA, 2582 nt
Organism: Radiomyces spectabilis
Lineage: Eukaryota; Fungi; Mucoromycota; Mucoromycetes; Mucorales; Radiomycetaceae
Product: enhancer of polycomb-like-domain-containing protein
Exons: 6
Coding region: 335-2092 (585 amino acids)
Biological process (GO): regulation of transcription by RNA polymerase II
Cellular component (GO): piccolo histone acetyltransferase complex
Source: RefSeq, a predicted model, not a curated record
UUAAUGAUGGUUAUACAUGCUAACUAGUAAAUGAGGAUGGUGGGAUACCAAUGAAGGUUGUGAGAUUUCUCUUUUUGUUUUUUUCAAGGGGUCAUCAGUCAUGACCGCUCAGCAAGGAAAACACUGAACCAGUCAGGAAUGCCGAAAAGAAAUUUGGUCGUACGUCAUCAGGAGCUGCUCAAGAAACUCUGCCCCAAAAUCACACCAAUAGGUUUGGUCCUCGUUUGUGAAAAGCUCAACAGACCAUAUUAUUCUAUUGCUGAUUUCACUCAGCUUGAUUCUGCUUACGGUCUCCCUAUAUCAACUUGUCUGAAGUUUAAGAUUCUAGUCCAACAUGACCAACUCCAUGGCCUCAAGAUUUCGUGUGAAAAAGCUUUCUCCAAAGCAUCCACUUCCCAUAUACAGAGAGUCUCAGCUCUCAGGUCUUAUGGAUCCCGCAAAUAUGCAGCGGUCCGUCCCUCAGAUAGAGACAGGUGUUGAGAAAGAAGAGGAGGAGGAGCAUGACCUUCAGGCGGCCAUCUCGGCGGCUCAGGCGGCGGUAACCACAGGUGCCAAAGUGGAGACUUAUAUUCCCACUCCCGACGCCUCUCACACAAUCGAUGAUAGCAAGUACCAUGUACUCUAUAAGAGAAUAUUCAAAGAGCCUUCCACAUUUGUCCGUUUUUCGUCUGUCGUUGAAGAUACAUGCGGUUGUCCUUAUGUGAUGGACGAAGACGACGAAGCAUUUUUGAAACAAUUGAACAGUCGGCUGCAUACCUCGCUUUCUGAGGACGACUUUGAACAGAUCAUGUGGCAGUUUGAAUCUAUAGCAGAUAAACAUUACCCUCACCUUGACCUUGAUCUAUCCCAAAUUCCUCCCUACCAAGAAUUGGUAUCCUAUGCGUUAGAAUAUUCUUUACUUCGUAAACGGUCGGAUACUGAGCCGGUCUAUGCUCAUUGGAAACAAAGACGGCAAAGGCGAGAGGGAAAACCCGUCAUUCCUCGUCUUCGAUUUGAAGAUAUCAUAAGGAACGAAAUUGAUCCAUACGUUUGCUUCCGUCGGCGGGAAGCACGACCCGUUCGUAAAACCAGACGUACAGAUCAACAAUCACUUGAACGACUGCGGAAACUGCGCACGGAAAUGGAAAUGGCACGUAAUUUGUUGGAAAUGGUUUUGCGACGAGAAAAGAUUCGAAAAGAGGAUUUGGUGCUUGAACAUACCGUGUUUGACAAAAAAUGUAAAUUCCGCGAAUAUCAACGUGCUCUUGGGAUCAAAGAAGAGGACGAUCUUUUAUUUGUUCCCAAGAAAAAGCGCAGAGUCAUGUUGGAUUCUGGUUCAUCGGGUACUACUAUCAAAAUACCGCUUCAUCGACUGAAGCGAGAAGAUUUCCAGAAAAAAUCACAGCUGCAGCUUGUCAUUGACUCUGAUCUUGCUCGCAAAAGGGAAUUGGACGCUCCUUACGAGGAUAUUACCGAUUCACCUUAUCAACCAUUUUCUCCGUCGCUGCCUUCACGGUUUUACAAAAAGCUGUCAGAGGGAACCCGAUCGCACUACCGCAAACGGCUGGGACGAUGCGGGCGUAUCUUCAUUGAUCGUGUGAAUUCCAAACCUCGAUCUCCUGGUCACAAAUUAUCUGAUCGCUAUCAAUUCGAUUCCGAUAUAUCCAGCGAUGAAGAAUCUAAUGAUUGCUCCGUCGAUGAAAUGCAAAAUCGGUUUCUGCGCCAUCGUGUGCAACUUCUCUCUGAAGUUGAACUCCGAAGUCUUGUUACCAUUCCAUUUUUGACCCCUUUGAGUAUGAUGAGCAGCACUAUUCACGCCGCUAAUCAAAGGGUCAACACCCAGCAACGAAUAUCGGGCAUUCGUACCAAUGGAUCUCAACCCCAAUCUCCUCAGCUGUCUCCUCUACCUUUAAAACGACAGAACAGCCGACUGAAAUUAACGCCGCAACAAGCAGCGGUUGCUAUGACAAACGACAUGAUUGUGGCGAAUAUGGCAGCAGUGGUAAGUGGUGCAACCAGUCAACACAGAAAUGCUGUUCAAUUCGCCAUGGCAGCAAAUCAACAACAACAACUGCAUACCAAUGGAGGUACUUUGCUUCUUCAAACAAGUUAACAUUUAAAAAGCUAAUUCUGAUAUUUUCUCAGCGUCGAUUCAUGCUUCUCCUAUGAUAACUAACCAUCAUUCUUCCUCAUCCGCUCAUUUAAAUGUCUCAUCGCAAACAUCCAUGCCGCGACAGCCUACUCAAGUGUUGUAAUAGCAUGCUUCCUGUAAAAUUUUUUCAUUCAUCAUUUCACAUGGACACCGGAGGUGCAAUCAUAUGAAUAUCGUAGUCAUACAUGCGCUUCCUAGAUAACGACCCAACUCUGUACAUGAUUCCCCUUUUUUUAUUCCAUGCCAUUAUUCUUAUAUAUUAUGAACGCACCUAUAAACAUAGCUUCUGUUUAGGAAAUCGCAUACCACCUAUAGGAUGGCUGUCUCUUUAUAUUUGUACCAUUCCCUUUGUUGUGCUUGAUUGUGCUUUGAAAUUUUAUUAGUGUAAUCGAGGUAUUCAGAAUCUAGUAGACCGCAAUUGCGAGUUUGACAAUAAAUGAAGAGACAUCAC